AGGGAACAAGCUUCCACCUUGUCGGAAACUAUACCAGUCGACAAGUUCUAAGGAUGACAUCAAUUAAUGAUUUAAAACUAAAAAAAAGUAAUAGGGUAAGUGAUGACACUUAACUAUAUAUAUAUAUGUAUAAAUAUAUAUGCGCAUAUAUAUAUAGGGUUUUUCUAUAGUGCGGAUAUCCAUAUGCUUUUAUCAUACGAAAGAUAAUUUUUGAACAAACCGUGAUCAAUACUACUAUACAAAGAUGACAGCAUUUUCAAAAACAAUCAUCUUUACUGAUAUCCACACGAUAAAAAUAUGCGAAUGUUCAUAUCAUAUAAUUGUCAUACAUAUAUAUAUAUAUAUAUAUAUAUAAGAAAAUUCUUAGGUCACAACUUUCUUUAUCAGCCCUUUUAGAUUACUUAAAAAGAUGGGAUUUAAUUAAUGAUUCACAUGAGGUUUAUAUGAGUCAAUACAUAAUUCACUUUGUCUUCCUAGAAUUUUAAAUUUAUACUCUAUAUGAGUCAAUACACAAUUCACUUUGUCUUCCUAGAAUUUUAAAUUUAUACUAAACUCAUAAACCCUACAUACAUCUUUAAACCACAGUUAUUCCUCCCACCUUAUAUUGGGAAUCUUCUAGUGUGGCAAGUGGCUUCCACGACACAUGCAUGCCAACAUGGUUCUCCCCAUGUUCCCAACAAAUCAUAAUUCUAUAUAUACAAAUAUUUUUAUUUGUCCAUAAUUGUUCUUUUUGUUUAAUGUAACAGACUUUAAACAAUUUGAAAAUCAUCGACCUGAGUUGUUCGAGGAAUCUUAGUGAGUUUGAAGACUUUUCGGUGGUUCCAUAUUUGGAGAGGUUGAACCUUGAAGGUAAAACUAUCAAAGAUUGACCCUUCUAUAACUGUUCUUAAAAAGCUUAUUGAACUGAACCUGAAAGAUUGCACGACUCUUGAAGAGUUCCCAAAGAGUAUAAAAGGUUUGAACUCCCUCAAAACUCUAAAUCUUUAUGGUUGUUUGAAGCUUUGCAAAUUACCAGAAGACUUUGGGGAUCUACAGAAUUUGAUUGUGCUUGAUGUGAGAAAAAGUGGAAUGACACACCUUCCAUCUUCAAUCUUUCAUGUUGAAAAGCUUCAAACACUAUCUUGUUGUAAUGAAGUAGCAAAAUCAACUCUCAGGGAAAAUAUAAUGAAUCCCACAUCUGUCAAGUGUUUCUUGCCGAGACGUUUUUGUUCUUUUAAAGAGCUGGAUCUAAGUGAUUGCAAACUUACAGAUGAAGCAUUCCCUGAAUAUUUUGGUGGCUUAGUUUCUCUGGAAAAAUUAAAUCUCAGCAGAAACUCUUUUUCUGUUCUACCUCGAAGUAUAAAGAAACUAUCCAACCUUACACAUCUUAAUUUGGAGCAUUGUGAAAAUCUUACACAUUUGGGGCCAGAUCUUCCAUCCACCCUAGAAAAUGUAAUACUUAAUUACUGUACCUCGCUGAACUCCUUGGAUUCACUGCAGAAGCCCUGCCACUUGCGGUGUGUCGACUGCUUUAAGUUGGUACAGAAGCAAGGUAGCAAAACAACAGUACUUGCAUCACUGCAAAGAUACUUUCAGGAACCCACUAAUGGAAGCAGAGAUUUUGACAUUAUUCUUCCGGGAAGUGAAAUCCCAGAUUGGUUCAAGACAAAAUCUUCAAUGCCAUCAUCAAUAAGAAUAGAAAUAGAUGCAAAUUGGUACAAAAAUGGAAAGUGGAUAGGUUUCGCUAUGGCUGUCUGCUUACAUGCCAAUUCCUCUGCGUGUGAUAAUUUUAAAUAUAUUGUAAGAUGUUGUAGCAAAGUAGCCAAAAGAUGUAGAAUCAUGCAUUCUAUUGGAAGAAUUAAAAGCAGAAGCUCGGAUCAUCUUUGGCUAUUCUUUUUGCAUCGUGAUUCCAUCCAGUCAGAGUGGCUGCACGAGACUCGUGGCAACCUUGAGUUUUCAGUCUCUGCUUAUAAUGGAAACGCGGAGGACGAGUCAUACUGUGGACCAUGUGGUCUUCGUUUGGUGCAUGACAAUGACAUCGAAGAACUCAACCAACUUUCCAAGAACAACUUCACCGAAACUGAUACUCAUCAAGAAGAUUUACACUCCCCGCCUUCCAACAGGGUGGACAACAUGAUCAAUCCCACUGUUGGCAAAGGUGUCUUACCAGGUCAUGAUCCUUCAUCCUUAACAAAAUUGGAUCUAAGUAGCCGCAAUCUCACAGAUGAACCAUUUCCUGAAGAUUUUGGGUGCUUAGUUUCUCUAGAAGAUUUAAAUCUCAGCAGGAACCCUUUUAAUGUCCUACCUCCCAGUAUCAAAAAUCUAUCCAAGCUUAAAUAUCUUAAUCUGGAAUAUUGUACAAGCUUAAAAUGUCUGGGGCCAGAGGUUCCAUCUAGCGUGGAAACAAUAUUGGUAAAUUAUUGUACCUCACUAAACUCAUUCUUGGAUCCAUCAAACCCAUGUCAUUUGCGGUGUUCCGAAUUUUGUGUGGACUGCUCUGAGUUGGUAAAGAGGCAAGACAGCACUAUGACAGCUUUAACAUCACUGAAAAGAUAUCUUCAGGAACCCCCUGAUGGAAGCUUACGUUUUGACAUUGUUCUUCCGGGAAGUAAGAUCCCAGAAUGGUUUUCCCAUCUAGAUGGUGGGGGAUCAAUAAGGACAAAGUUAUUUCCAAAUUGGUGCACCACCGAUGAAUCUCCUCAUGGUGAUUGCCAGGAUGGGCUUUCCUCACCUUCGGAGAGAUUAGAAGAGAGUGACAAGUUUAGCUCAAGAGAUAAGUGGGCUAAAUAUCAUGGCCGCACGAACACUGAACCUCCAUGCAUGCUAAGGCCAACCAGACAUGGUGAUCCUCAAAAUUUCUAG
Molecule: messenger RNA, 2841 nt
Organism: Ziziphus jujuba (common jujube)
Lineage: Eukaryota; Viridiplantae; Streptophyta; Magnoliopsida; Rosales; Rhamnaceae
Exons: 6
Coding region: 1069-2841 (590 amino acids)
Molecular function (GO): protein binding
Source: RefSeq, a predicted model, not a curated record